CCAGGUUUCAGACUUGGGCACAGAAAAUGGCAGUGGAAGAGGGCGAAUGCUUUCCAGAACAAUCUGACACAAAUGCAAGUUACUUGAGAGCUGCUCGAGCUGGCAACUUGGAAAAGGCUCUUGACUACUUAAAAAGUGGAGUGGACAUCAACAUUUGCAAUCAGAAUGGGUUGAACGCUCUCCAUCUUGCUUCCAAAGAGGGGCACGUGGAAGUCGUCUCUGAACUGAUACAGCGAGGUGCCAAUGUGGACGCAGCGACAAAGAAAGGAAACACAGCAUUGCACAUAGCAUCCCUCGCUGGGCAAGCAGAAGUAGUCAAAGUAUUGGUUACAAAUCGGGCCAAUGUCAAUGCACAGUCUCAGAAUGGUUUCACUCCGUUGUAUAUGGCAGCCCAAGAAAACCACCUGGAAGUUGUUAAAUUUCUUCUUGAUAAUGGUGCCAGUCAAAGCCUUGCUACAGAGGAUGGUUUCACGCCCUUGGCGGUAGCUUUGCAGCAAGGGCACGACCAGGUGGUUUCGCUGUUGCUUGAAAAUGAUACGAAGGGAAAAGUCCGUCUUCCUGCUCUUCACAUUGCUGCCCGCAAGGACGACACGAAGGCGGCAGCUCUGCUCCUGCAGAACGACCACAACGCUGACGUGGAGUCAAAGAGUGGGUUCACUCCGCUCCACAUAGCUGCUCACUAUGGAAAUAUCAAUGUAGCUACAUUGCUGUUAAAUCGGGGUGCUGCUGUGGACUUCACUGCAAGGAAUGAUAUCACACCACUGCAUGUUGCAUCGAAGAGAGGAAAUGCAAAUAUGGUCAAACUCCUACUUGAUCGAGGAGCUAAAAUUGAUGCCAAAACAAGGGUAAGCCUAAAUGUAAAGUGUCUCUAUGCACCCGAUCACACAGAAGCUUCCCCCGAGAGGCCACGCGUAUUAAGCGGCAGCACGAAGGCAGGAGUCGCGUGGAGCUGGCACCGGCAGGGCGUCCUGCACGUGCGGCAGGAGCAGGCGCCGCUUGCUCGCCCUGCCACGGCCCUGGCAGCAGCCCCAGAGAUGGUGUGUGCCGGGCUCGUGGAAAGCCCCUGUCUAGGCAAAAUUCCUCCUUUUGUCCUGCCGGCUUUGCCGGAGCUGCUCUCGGGCUCUCUGGAGGGCUAG
This is a messenger RNA of Tinamus guttatus (white-throated tinamou), 1136 nucleotides long. The record is from RefSeq and is a predicted model, not a curated record. NCBI's taxonomy places the organism in Eukaryota, Metazoa, Chordata, Aves, Tinamiformes, Tinamidae.